Pocillopora verrucosa is the source of this 4713-nucleotide messenger RNA. Its product is annotated as gamma-aminobutyric acid type B receptor subunit 1. Gene Ontology annotation, cellular component: membrane; G protein-coupled receptor heterodimeric complex. The record is from RefSeq and is a predicted model, not a curated record. NCBI's taxonomy places the organism in Eukaryota, Metazoa, Cnidaria, Anthozoa, Scleractinia, Pocilloporidae. Gene Ontology annotation, biological process: G protein-coupled receptor signaling pathway; gamma-aminobutyric acid signaling pathway. Gene Ontology annotation, molecular function: G protein-coupled GABA receptor activity.
UUGCCCGGAUGUCGCUUCCAUCACAACUGACUCUGUUGGAUCCACAGUCAUCACGUAUUCCAUUUUUCCAUUGCAAAUUGUACAAACACGGUGCGUCGAUAUUAAUAUUACCAGCAAGGUUCCGUUCGUCAAAAAAUCGUGUUUCGUCUCCUUUGGCAAAGUACUUUCAGAAUUUGCCCUCACUACUGUCUGUGAACUUAGUUGUCAUCACUUCGCUCGUGGUCACGACCAAACCGGGAAAUAAGUUUGUAUCAAGCACGAUAUAUUUUCGGUAUACAACGUGGGAGCAUCCAUAAGGGAAACGAAACGAAGACUGCGAACGAGAAUGAACGAGAACUCUUCUUAAAACCAGGUCAGCUGACGAUCUUUUAGACAGGGUAAAAGAACUUCUAAUCAGGAACUCCGUCACGUUUUUCGGCGAAUAACGGCCUUAUCUGUUUUCCAAAUAAGGCGCUGGAAGGUUUGGAGUAACUUCUUAAAGAGGAUGUAAAUGACAUUUUCAGCUGAUUGUCAACAUGAGUCCUGGGUUUAAAAUCUGGAUAUUUUGUUUAAUCUACUUCACUUUAAACCGCCAUUUCGUGUGCGGUUUUAACGAUACUGACUCAAUCCGAGCUAUGGUGACAUUCAACGAUACUCAGGGAGUCGUUAAACCGACGACUGUUCCUCGAGUGAAGCAUCAAUUGCACAUCGCUGGUUUGUUCGAUCACGAUUCUCGCAAUGGAGCAGGCUGCCUCGACGCUGCCUUCAUGGCCGUCGAAGAAAUCAACAACGAUUUAAAAUACCUGGCGGACUAUGAAAUUGUUCUUCACCAUCACAAAUCGACAAAGGGCCGUCUCAGCGAAGGAACCAAAAUAUUGUACGAAUAUUUAAACACUCCACCCAAAAAGCUUAUGAUCCUUGGACCAUUUAAUGAUGACCUGGCCAAAACAGUGGCUGCAUAUGCUGGACUGCCAGAGAUUGGAAUUUUACAGUUUUCUCAUGGAGCAACCAACCUGGAGCUCACAACCAAACGAGACCGAUAUCCUUUAUUCUUCCGCACCGUUCCAACAGAAUUCGUCUUCAACGAGCCUCGUUUGCAGUUUAUCAAUAAAUUUGGCUGGAAGGACGAAAUUGGUUUGAUUUAUGACGCGUCACCAUACUACUCACUGAUAAGCAAGCAUCUAGCUAAAAGUCUAGAAGGCAAUGGGAGCAAAAUCGUGGCAAAUGAAGGCUUUACACAAGAUCCAGCAGUUGCUGUCAAAAUCCUAAAGGACAAGGGAGCCCACAUUAUCGUUGGUACAUUUCAUCACUCCAGAGCAAGGGAAGUGUUUUGUCAGGCUUAUCGAAACAGAAUGUACGGCGAAAACUACGUCUGGAUGGUAACAUCUACCCCGGAUGCUAAUAUAACCUCUGAUUGGUGGAAUCCUGAACUCCCCACAAAAUUAGAUUGCACGAGAUCACAGAUGGAAGAGGCGUUAGAUCACCACUUCAAUUUCUACUACAAGAAUGAAAUCAACGGCACUUUAGUGUCAGGAAAGACAACAGAUAAAUUCUUUACGCACUACAAUCAAAGAAUCCCACCUUCGUUUCGUAGUACUUACGCGCCAUUUGCUUACGAGGCUAUGUGGGCGAUUGCCGUUACUCUUGAGCGUGCUCGGCCAGUAUUGACCGCGUGGGGCAUGGAACUACACGACCUUGGUUACGAGCGACCCAGUGUGAGCGAGCUGUUGAAGGAAGAGGCAGCCCAAUUGCAUUUUACGGGACCGUCGGGUGUAGUCGCGUUUGAUGAGAAUGGAAACAGGAAGUGCACAGUUUUCAUACAGCAGUUCACGAAAUCUGUUGGCUCUUUUGAAGUGGGUGUGUAUGACUACAAUCCCCCUUCCCUUCUCCUGAGGGGAGAUUCCACAGGAAACGGUACACCAGCGGUUUUGAAAUAUGUAAAUUGGCCAGCCGGUCAACCUUACCAAAGGAAAUCUUCAACAGAUUCGUGGUUGUACAUCAGUCUUCCUCUCUUCCUGUCGUGGUCUUUAAUCUCUGGAUUUCUUCUCGUUUGCUGUGUUCUUUGUUUGGCUUUACUUUUAGUUUUUCGACGUCAUAGAGUCAUCUACCAUUCUGGCUUUUACCUCACUGAAUUGCUCAUCUUUGGCUGCAUGCUGAAUCUUCUUUCCGUUGUGCUGUUUGGAUUUGACGGUGCCCUUGUUUCCUUUGAACUGAUGCAGUGGGUUUGUCAGGCACGUUCCUGGUUUCUCAGCCUGGGGUUCACAUUUUGUCUCGGCAGUGUACUUCCCAGAGUCCUCUUCGCUUUCAGAGUUGUGUCAAGGAGACCGCUAACGAUAAAAAAGGUUCCAUGGAUGUGGAUGCAUUUCAUGGCCUUGGUUAUCUUCAUUUGUGACGUCAUUUUGUUGAUCACGUGGCAAGUUAUUUUUAACCCCCGUGCAGUGAGAACUCUGCGAGAGGUAUCCAGACCCCGUCCGUACCAUGAGCGAACAGUCCUCGUUGAACAAUGCAUCUCUGACGAUGAGAUGGGAGCGCUGGCUCUCCUCUUCAUUCCCAAGGGAGUACUUCUCCUGAUUGGCGCCUUAGCAGCCUGGCCGGCACGCCACCUGUGUAUGCCGUUGUGUAACAACACGCGAAACUGUAUUCAGUGUGUGGCAAUAGCAAGUGUAAUGUGCGUCAUCGAGAUUCCGAUAAUAAUGCACGUGCGACAGUAUCCCAAUCCCUUUUAUGGUAUUACAGGUCUCAUCAUCAUCGUAAUAUCAGCGGCACUCUUGAUUAUUGGAGUCGUUCCGCAGCUGAAACGGGCCCAGAAAUGCCAAAAGAAAUCACAGAUCGCAUCUGAAGAAAACAAUGAUGUAGAAAUGAGACAUGACAACAAUUACGAGAACAACUGCGGCGGCUGUGAAUGUGAUGUAUGUGCUAAUCCCAAGAAGUUCAGACCUCAACUGGCCUCGUGCUCAGGUCCCUACUCCUGUGCGCCGAUCUCCCAUGAGUGGGACUACAUGGUCAACAACAUACCAAACAGAACUAAAGAAGGGGAGACUCGUAUUGUAACCGAAACAGUCUACAUUGACCCACCCAAGAUUCCAACAGCGGCAGCGUACACUCAAACAAUGCAAGUCUUGUACAACACAUCCCAGGUACAAACAGUCGUCGUCAGAACCCAGAGCGCUUGCAUGUUAACAGAACCGGAACCAGAAGUCGAAACUGCAGAACUGAUGAUGCAAACGGAAGCGGAAGAACCAACACCAGUGGCGACUGUCGACACACAGACAAUAAGUGUUAAGUUGAGUGACAGCAUUGUCCAAACAGAGAGAAAACCACUAAGUCAUAUUCACACACAAACAGACAAGGCGAAGAUGAACGAUUCAUUCGUUCAAACGGAUGAUCCUCCUGAGCCAGAAAUCGUGGACGAUGAAUCAGACACAGCCAGCGUUUCCAGCAGUAUGUCCACCAGUCCAAAGCAACAGCGAAAGACGAGAAGAUCCAGAUUCAAUAUACAACCAAAAAUUAACACGAACUUAAGUCAAAGAAAAAAAGAAUUGGUAGCAAAAUCAUCUCAUGUUGCCACACCUCGUCUGAGGCUGUCAACACCUCAACCGUACCCUACACCAAGAUCGAGAGAUCCAUCGCCAGCUCGGGGGGAAAAUAGAUGAAGAUUAAAUUCUGCUGAUCGAUGAGCUCGGGUGGUGGGUCGAGCUUGUUGCAACUCUUGAGAAAUGGCUGUAACUUCAACAAUAAAUGAGGAAAAAGCAUCGUAUUUAAGAGCUUUGUCAACGAAUUAUUUGUUUGCGGGAGUAAAACAACUUCCGGUUAGAAGGAGACUACUGGAAAACUGGAGAUUCCAUUAAAAGCCGGUUAUCGGCGGUCUUCUGCCGCCUUUAACCCCUAAAUUCCCAUGAGUGGCCAAGAAGGAAUUUCUCCUUACCAUAUCGAUAUAAUAUCAAGCAGAAAGGUGUUGAGAAAAUAGAGAAAUAUCAAUUAGGAGAGUAUUAAUUGAUCUUAUACAAAUUCUCUGAACUAACAUCAUAAGAAUUGUACGGCAGACAGUAAGGAGAAUUACUGAUGAGAUCGUGUGUUUGGCUUUCGCGUUGUUGCCCCUUUUUCGGGCACAGCGGCCUAUGAAACAAUUUCUCCUUGAGUAUAGAAGUAUUUUAGUUUUGGCCGUGAUCUCUAGUGCGAUGAAUCUUUGUUGAUGAAUCUUUGUUGGUGGCCUCGGUCGACAUGUCGGCCGAUAUAUCGGUCCGAUACUUGACCGAUACUUCACUGGCAGUUAAUCGCUACGUAUCGGCCGAUGCAUCGGCCGUCAGUCGGUCGAUAUAUCGGUCGACUAUCGGUCGACUAUCGGCCGAUACAUCGGUCGACUGUCGGCCGAUAUGUCGACCAAGGCCACCUAUAGUACACAUGAUCCGAAUAGUCUUGCAAAAGCUUCCAUUAUUUUCAAAACACUCUAAUAUUCGUUCACGAACGGUAAAACCAAGAGGAAAAGUGGUAUCAAUAGUCUGAAUAUGAAGAUACCAUGGAUGGUCCACGGAGAAAUCUCGGAAACACUACUUACAGUUCACGGGGAGACCGCCGAAGAUAGGCGGAAAACUAACCGACGACAUAGCUCAAUGUUUCUCACCAGUUGUACACGGAGUUAGAUUUCGCAUCGUGGCGCCACCAAAAGCCUGGCCAUUACCAAUUAAAAAGAGAAAAAAAACGCUUAGAUUAGUGGAGAACUAGGUAAAUAUAAAA